AUGGGGGACAUAGAAGGAACAUAUCGUGUGCUGCAGACUCCAGGUGCCCGCCUGGGAGCAGAAAGAAGCACUGGCAUUAGCACACUGGAACCAGGACAGAACCUCAGCACAGCUCUAUCAUCUUCUCCUUCCAAGAACAUCAACCAAAAUCUUUCUUCGUCUGUAUUGCUGCUGGAUGGUACAGAACUACCAGUGGAAAUUGGGCCAAAGACUGUGGGCCAGGCAUUGUUGAGCCAACUGUUCAUGCAUCUGAAUGUGGUGGAGACAGAUUAUUUUGGCAUUGAGUUCCAGACAGCACAGUCACAGUGGGUGUGGUUGGAGCCUCUAAAAUUUGUGUGCAAGCAGCUGCGCAAACCGAAAAAACUCUAAAAUGCGUCUGGCUGUAAAGUUUUUUCCCCCUGACCCUGGUCAGCUGCAGGAGGAGUACACAAGGUACCUUUUUGCUAUGCAGAUCAAGAGGGACCUUGCAGAGGAGAGGCUUGUGUGCAGUGAUAAUACUACGGCUCUACUUAUUUCUCUUCUCUUGCAGUCUGAGGUUGGGGAUUACGAUCAGAAAGUGGAUCUGGAGAAUCUAAAAAAACACUCACUAUGUACAGAGACAGCACAGUCUGGAAGAGCGGAUAUUGCAAUACCACCACGAGCACAUUGGCAUGUCUCCAGCUGAUGCUGAUUUUCAGAUUCUGGAGAUUUCUAGAAGACUUGACCUGUAUGGAACCCGCUUCCACCUUGCAUCUGACCGGGAAGGUGCCAAAAUUAAUUUGUCAGUCUCUCAUAUGGGUAUACUGGUUUUUCAGGGUAACACAAAAAUUAAUACAUUUAACUGGUCAAAAAUACGGAAGUUAAGCUUCAAAAGACGACGUUUCCUAAUAAAGUUACACCCGGAGGUCCAUGGACCCUAUCAGGAUGCCCUAGAGUUCCUUCUCCCUAGCCGGGAUAUGUGUAAGAGGUUCUGGAAAAUAUGUGUUGAGUAUCACAGCUUCUUUCGACUCCAGGAUCAGCCUAAGCCAAAAUCCAAGCCAGUUCUUCUAAGCCGGGGUUCCUCGUUUCGGUACAGCGGUCGAACACAGAAGCAACUGAUGGACUAUGUACGAGACACCAGCAUCAAAAGGCCACCAUAUGACAGGAGACACAGCAAACCCAGAGUGUCCCCUUGCAAUGUGACUCCUGACUCUCCAAAGCAGAUCAUCACUUUCACUGAGAGUUUGAAGACUCCUCCAUUGCCUUCUCCUCUUACCCUGCCUCCUCAACCUGUAUCCAACCCCCCUACCUCCUUUCCACAGAAAAGCAUUACCAGAGUUGAAAAUAUUCCAGCUUCUCCAUGGAAAGAAGAACCCACCAGAAUACCAGAGACCACGGGGCUGCCAGUUCAAUCGCCAUUACAAGGUCUUUCAUCCCACCCUAUCCCUUCUUUUCACAGUAGACAGGAUUCCAUAGAAAUCCUGGAUUCAGAAAAUGCUCACCACAGUGAAGAUGUCAGGUUGUGGGUAACAGGUGUUCCUGAUUCUCUUCUGCUUACUGAAGAGUUUAUAGAUGAUGAUCCAGCUGACAUCUCCUUCAGUGGAGGAGCAGAGGUGUAUAAUUAUGGGGGAAGAAUGGUGGCAUCUGACCAUGAGGACAUUCCACCAGAAGAGUAUUAUCUGGAUGAUGUGGAUAUAAGAGAUUUCAAUGGCAAUACAAGGCCAACAGAUGCUAGUGAAUUAUUUCAG
Molecule: messenger RNA, 1706 nt
Organism: Staurois parvus
Lineage: Eukaryota; Metazoa; Chordata; Amphibia; Anura; Ranidae
Source: the annotation of a GenBank genome assembly